Messenger RNA from Triplophysa rosa, 1616 nucleotides. RefSeq names its product actin related protein 6 (gene actr6). Gene Ontology annotation, cellular component: Swr1 complex. The record is from RefSeq and is a predicted model, not a curated record. Lineage: Eukaryota; Metazoa; Chordata; Actinopteri; Cypriniformes; Nemacheilidae. The coding region runs from base 169 to 1359 and encodes 396 amino acids. The transcript is spliced from 11 exons. Gene Ontology annotation, molecular function: nucleosome binding.
AGUAAGACUCGUGAGCGGCAUGCACAUCUUUGCAAAUGCAGUGUUUCUCAUAGACAAACUCAUUCAAAAUGAAGCUUGUUUGGUAAAUUAUAUUUUACAAUUUUGGCAGUAAGAAAUCCUAUUACUAAGCCAUUUCAACCACUGCGUUUGAGCUACUGUAGUGUAAACAUGUCAACGCUCGUUUUGGACAACGGUGCGUACUUUGCUAAAAUCGGAUACAGCCAUGAGAAAGUCAGUGUUAUUCCAAAUUGUCAGUUCCGUUCAAAGACGUCCAGACUGAAAACUUUCACAGCCAAUCAGUUGGAUGAAAUCAAAGACCCGUCCGGACUCUUCUAUAUACUUCCUUUUCAAAAGGGGUAUCUUGUAAAUUGGGAUGUGCAACGCAAAGUAUGGGAUCACCUGUUUGGAAAGGAGAUGUUUAAGGUGGACUUUGCUGAUACCAGCAUUGUGAUAACAGAGCCUUACUUUAAUUUCACCUCAAUUCAAGAAUCCAUGAAUGAGAUUCUGUUUGAGGAAUAUCAGUUCCAGGCAGCCCUCAGAAGUAACGCUGGAUCUUUGAGUGCCCAUCAAUACUUCCAUGAGAAUAACUCUGAGCUGUGCUGUAUUGUGGUGGACAGUGGUUUCUCCUUCACACACAUUGUCCCUUAUUGCAGGGGAAGAAAGAUGAAAGAAGGGAUUUGCAGAAUGAAUGUAGGGGGAAAACUGCUCACCAAUCAUUUGAAAGAGAUUAUUUCAUACAGACAGUUGCAUGUAAUGGAUGAAACCCAUGUGAUCAAUCAAGCUAAGGAAGAUGUGUGUUAUGUUUCACAAGACUUCUACAAAGAUGUGGAUAUUGCACAAUUAAAAGGAGAAGAUAAUACAGUGAUGAGAGAUUAUGUGCUGCCGGAUUUCAGCUCUAUCAAAAAGGGAUUUUGCAAGCCUCGAGAGGAGAUGAAUUUCACUGGCAAAUAUAAGUCUAGCGAGCAGAUUUUGCGGCUCAACAAUGAGAGGUUUGCUGUCCCAGAGAUGCUUUUUCACCCGUCGGACAUUGGCAUUCAGGAGAUGGGCAUUCCGGAGGCUUUGGUCGACUCCAUCAACAAAAUGCCAGAGGAGAUGCAGCCUCAUCUCUACAAGAACAUUGUUCUUACCGGGGGCAACACCCUGUUCCCGGGAUUCAGGGAUCGCGUUUACAAAGAAGUCCGUGCACUCGCUCCUGUAGAAUAUCAAGUGUCUGUUCACCUGCCACAAAACCCUAUUUGCUAUUCGUGGGAAGGAGGCAAGCUGUUGGCAGAAAACCCUGACUUUGAAGAGAUGGUGGUCACACGAGAAGAUUAUGAGGAAAAUGGACAUUAUAUAUGCGAGGAAAAGUUUGAUAUUUAAUAUGCGUAAAAGUGAUCUGCCUGUAGACACAGAAGAAAUGGAAUGAACACUUCUCACGUAUCAAAAUAUAUCAAAUCAGUGUCAUGCGCUGAGAUCCUCACAAGGUUUGAUAUUUGGUUUUUGAACCUGACAAUUUUGUAUUUUUCUCUUAUUUAAGAAACGUUUUUUUAUACUGUAUAUUCUAUGUGAUACAAUAAUAUGACGUAGAGAACUAUUUUUUUCUUUACUCACUGUGGGCUACAAUAAAUGUAAGUAAU